UUUAAAAGGGAAGAGCCUGACUCUGGGCAGCCAGAGAAGAGCUGGGCCAACAAGGAAACAGCCAAGGAUGGCACAGUCUGGAGCCCUGCCCACUGGCUUUGGGGAGGUGGAGGUGCUGGCAGUGAGGACAGUCCUGCUGGUGGAAGCUCUCUCUGGUCUCAGCCUCAACAGCCUGACCAUCCUCUCCUUCUGCAAGGCCCCAGAGCUGCGGACACCCAGUCACCUGCUGGUGCUGAGCUUGGCGCUAGCCGACAGUGGAAUCAGCUUGAAUGCCCUUGUUGCAGCCACAUCCAGCCUUCUCAGUGUCUCCCACAGGCGCUGGCCCUACGGCUCCGAAGGCUGCCAAGCCCAUGGCUUCCAGGGCUUUAUGAUGGCGCUGGCCAGCCUCUGCGGCAGUGCAGCCCUUGCCUGGGGCCACUAUCUCCACUACUGCACGUGCAGCCGACUGGCAUGGAACAUGGCUGUGUUCUUGGUGUUCGGCGUGUGGCUGUCUUCUGCCUUCUGGGCAGCACUGCCCCUCCUGGGCUGGGGCCACUAUGACUAUGAACCUUUGGGGACAUGCUGCACCCUGAACUAUGCCAAGGGGGACAGAAACUUCAUCAGCUUUCUCAUCACCAUGGCUUUUUUCAACUACCUCCUGCCUCUCUUUAUCACACACACAUCCUAUCAGCUCAUGGAGCAGAAACUCGGGAAGACUGGCCACCCCCAGGUGAACACCUCUCUGCCCAUCAGGACGUUGCUCCUCUGCUGGGGCCCCUACGCCCUCCUGUAUCUCUAUGCAGCCAUCGCGGAUGUGUCUUCCAUCUCCCCAAAGCUGCAGAUGGUGCCCGCCCUCAUUGCCAAAAUGGUGCCCACGAUCAAUGCCAUUAACUACAGCCUGGGCAGUGAGAUGGUCCAGGGAAUCUGGCCGUGCCUCUCGCCACAGAAAAGCAAGCAGGACCGAGCCCAGUGA
Molecule: messenger RNA, 952 nt
Organism: Talpa occidentalis (Iberian mole)
Lineage: Eukaryota; Metazoa; Chordata; Mammalia; Eulipotyphla; Talpidae
Product: RPE-retinal G protein-coupled receptor-like
Exons: 7
Coding region: 68-952 (294 amino acids)
Biological process (GO): phototransduction; G protein-coupled receptor signaling pathway; visual perception
Cellular component (GO): membrane
Molecular function (GO): G protein-coupled receptor activity
Source: RefSeq, a predicted model, not a curated record